UUUACGAAUACACUAUGCAAAAUCAACGUGCCUCUCCUCCUUUUAAAUACACAAAGAAAACACCACAAGAAGCAACCGAUAGAAAUAAGAAGAAAAAAAAUACUAUAGAGAGAAAAAAGAGUGAAAAAUAUGCAUAGGUUUAGCAACACAGUGAUAGGUGUCUUAAACUUGUUAACACUUUUAGCAUCUAUACCAAUAAUUGGAGCAGGACUAUGGAUGGCAAGAAGUAGCACAACAUGUGCAAAUUUUCUCCAAACACCACUUCUUGUAAUAGGUUUUAUUGUGCUUGUGAUAUCAUUAGCUGGAUUCAUUGGUGCUUGUUUUCAUGUGGCAUGUGCACUAUGGUUGUAUUUGGUGAUUAUGUUGUUCCUAAUAAUAGCACUAUUGGGUUUGACUAUAUUUGGUUUUGGUGUGACCAGUCAAGGUGGUGGUGUGGAAGUGGCUGGUAGAAAUUAUUAUGAGUAUCGUCUAAUGGAUUAUUCACCAUGGUUGAAGAAAAGAAUACAAAAUCCUCGUUAUUGGAAUACUAUUAGGAAUUGUAUUUUGGGGUCUAAAACUUGUGACAAACUUGCUUCUUGGACACCUUUGGAUUAUAUGCAAGGGGAUUUGACUCCAAUUCAGUCUGGAUGUUGUAAACCACCAACUGCUUGCAAGUACAACAUGGACUCAGUGAUGAUGACACAAGAUUCUGAUUGCUACAAAUGGAACAAUGCUCCAACAUUGUUAUGCUAUGAGUGUGAUUCUUGCAAAGCUGGUGUACUUGAAGACAUGAGAAGAAAUUGGCAUAAGCUAUCUGUUCUCACUGUUACAAUGCUUAUUCUUCUCAUUGGGAUUUAUUGCAUUGGUUGCUGUGCUUUCAGAAAUGCAAGAAGAGCUGAAACGGAUUAUCCAUAUGGUGAAAACCGGAUGACUAAAGUCCGACCCAGAUGGGAUUAUCAUUGGUGGAGAUGGUUGCAUGACAGAAAAGAACAGCUUUAUUAGCUCUAUUAUCCAUGGAUGUGAUGUGACAAUUCAAUCACAGUUUCAGUUUAUGGUAUUGGACAUACAUAGUCAUAGAUGCUCUCAAUGUCUUUCUUUCUUACUUCAUUGUCUGCUUUUUUGUACAAAACUUCAUUUUGCUUUAUCUCAAAUUUCAUGCUAGACACUUGCUUUAUUAAUUUUGCCUUUUCCUCAUUAUAGUAGUUUUUUUCCCUUCCAUUUUAAUACAUAAAGUAGGGUGAAUUAUGCAUUGCUCAUUGGAAAUAAUAAAAUUCGCUACCUAA
Molecule: messenger RNA, 1262 nt
Organism: Cicer arietinum (chickpea)
Lineage: Eukaryota; Viridiplantae; Streptophyta; Magnoliopsida; Fabales; Fabaceae
Product: tetraspanin-6-like
Biological process (GO): auxin-activated signaling pathway
Cellular component (GO): membrane
Source: RefSeq, a predicted model, not a curated record